Molecule: messenger RNA, 2623 nt
Organism: Saccostrea echinata
Lineage: Eukaryota; Metazoa; Mollusca; Bivalvia; Ostreida; Ostreidae
Product: protein lev-9-like
Exons: 14
Coding region: 120-2282 (720 amino acids)
Source: RefSeq, a predicted model, not a curated record
AUAAAACUGCAAUUUUGAUCGCAGCUUCUAGUUUCAGAUAAAAUUCGGUAUCUGAAAAUUCACAUCUCGAAUACCAGACCCAUGUCGAAGUGAUUUUGGAAUCCAAACUACUUUUUCUAAUGCGUCCGGAUUUACAUUUUCAUCUUCUUUUGGUUCUACCUUUUACACUGCGUGUAGCCACCCAAGAUUACACAUGUCCGGACCGUCAACCUGUGACUGGCCGGGAAUGUCAGAAGGCGUGUCACCCAGAGGACAAUCCGUGUAAGAGUGGGAGGAAGACGUGUAGAUGUGAUGGGAACUGUGGAUAUAGCUGUAUCAACCAAAAUCACAGAUGUGAGAAGUUGGAGAAGACAAUUCCCAAUGGCCGGGUUGACAUCAAGCCCCAGAACAUGUUCGGAGGGAUCGCCACUUAUGAAUGUGACUGGGGGUAUGAGAUCCAGGGUCAGAAGGACAGAGUGUGUCAGGGGGAUGGUCAGUGGGGAGGAGAGGCUCCUAAAUGUGUCUUAUCGAAAGGGAGUGACAGAGAAGGUUGUGGAUCCCCACCCAAAAUAGACUUUGCUACACAUAAUGGCAGAGAACUUGGCCCGGGGGAGAGGUAUCCCUCAGGAACUAUGUUGCAGUACUCUUGUAACAAGGACUACAUGAAAAACCCGGAUAACGUGGAAAGGGCGUGGUGUAUUGUGGGCGGCGAGUGGGUUGGACCAAAAAUGACCUGUCAGGCUGCUGGAUGUCCCAAACCCCCAGAACCGCUUAACGGUGGAGUCAUCAUCCCCGCCUCCACUGGAGUCAACUCCAAAGUUCAGUACUUCUGUAAUCCGGGCUAUUAUCUUGCCGGAAGGUCAGAGCGCACCUGUCAAUCAGACAGCAUGUGGGAGGGAGAAGAGCCUCGAUGUGAAAAAGGUGGGAGCGAAACCUGUGGCCGUCCACCAUAUGUCGAUAGAGCUUUCCACGACUCUGGUGACAUAGAGAGGUUCCCGGUGGGGUCUCAGAUCCAAUAUCGGUGUCAGGAGGGAUUUAUGCUAACGGAUCGGUACGCCAACAGCCGCGCAGUGUGUGAGCGGGGUGAAAGAUGGGAGGGACCACGAAUGUCCUGUAAACCGGUUGAGUGUGGAUUUCCCUAUACAGUAGAGAAUGGUCAUAUUGAGGGUAUAGACUUUACGUACCCUCAUUCCGUCAGAUUUGUGUGUCGGGAAGGCUACAAACUGAUAGGGAACGAGACUUCAACAUGUCAAGCAAAUGGGCAGUGGUCCUCAGAGUCCCCAAGCUGUGUGGCGAUUGACUGUCCAAUCCUAAAGUCCCCCGUGGGUGGGAGAAUACGGGGUUCCGGGAACGCUUUUGGCACCGUCCUUCGAUUUGAAUGUGACGCAGGCUUACAGCUUGAGGGUUCCAUUGAAAGACGCUGUAUGGAAAAUGGCGAGUGGAGCGGAAACGACGUUAGCUGUACAGCAGAAAUUGACUGUGGUUAUCCGAAGAACUUUUGGAAUGGUUACGUUCUGGGAGAAAAGACAACUCUUGGAUCUACACUAUUCUUCAGUUGUAUAGUUAGAACAACUUUUGAUGGUCCGUACUUUGAGACGAAGUGUUUGAGUAAUGGACAAUGGUCAAAUCCGCCGCCGACCUGUUGGGGUCAAUGUUCGAUUCCAAAUAUUGAAAACGCGGAAGUGCAGGGGUAUCCUGUAGGAACAUGGAUAAAUCACGGGAGCACUUUUGAGUACAACUGUAAAAAUGGACUGGUCCCCAUAAAAUCACGGAUUGUGACAUGUUAUAAUGGGACCUUUACUCCUAGCACCCCUAAGUGUGUUCCAGCACCUUGUCCAUCGCCACCACCCCAUGUACAGAAUGGUAUACGACUUUUCAUUGGUCAAGAGCACGGGCGAAGGGCGCGUUACAUUUGCAAUAACGGCUUCAUACUGAGAGGGAUGAGCCAGAGCUCACCUUUUCUUAUUUGUGACAAGGGAAAAUGGACCGGUGGUAAUCCAAGAUGCGAGGAAUUUUUUUGUCCUAACCCCCGGACUAUAUCAAAUGGAAAAAUAAUCAAAAAGGAACCAAAAAAUCUUCGGUUCAACUUCCCUCCAUACGUAACAACGAUAAAGCACGGGCAGAGGCUGGAAUUCCAGUGUGACCCGGGGUAUGAAAUUUCCGGGGCCAGUGGCGCCACCUGUAUCAAUGGACACUGGAUUCCCCCUCUUGGCGACUCUGAUUCUCAUUGCAAACCUCAACAGUACCUUCCUCUACCCCGUCUGUGGACCCCCAAACCAGACAAGAACUUUUAUGAAACCUGAGAAACUAAAUCAUUCAUCUAAAUAAGGUCUAUUCAAACCUUCCUCGUCAUUGUCAAGGCGUCAUGAAACAGAUUAAUCUCAGUGCCUUUCCAAGAAGUGUCUUGAUGCAGUGUUAAUCUCCGUCAUUGUAACUUUAUAUCACCUCUCAUUCUUUGUAUACACGUUCAUCAAAAGGGAACAGUAAUAUGCAUAAAAACACUAUUAAUGUUGAAAUGCAUUUUAUAAAUUUAACAUAUUUCUUGUAAAUUAAUUUAUACUGAAAUGGUUGUGUAAAGUAGCUUAAGGAAACAAACGUUACAGUAGUAAGUAAUAGAGACAAUUAAAUAAUAAUGGUACAAUUA